Nymphaea colorata (pocket water lily) is the source of this 1335-nucleotide messenger RNA. RefSeq lists its product as uncharacterized. NCBI's taxonomy places the organism in Eukaryota, Viridiplantae, Streptophyta, Magnoliopsida, Nymphaeales, Nymphaeaceae. The record is from RefSeq and is a predicted model, not a curated record. The coding region runs from base 136 to 1335 and encodes 399 amino acids. The transcript has 7 exons.
CUAGAAGGAGAUUUUCUUAGAAAAAUUGCUUUUCUUGGCAUGUUUAUCAUGAUCCGUGAAGUCAAGAUAAAUAUCAGAUCAUUUCUGUAUUGGAUCAGGAGGUCAUUCUUAGAGUAACAGAGAGAGAGAAGAGAUAUGGAGAAAGGAGUAGCGAAAGUGCUGUUGAUGCUGCUAAUAGCGUCACUAGCAGCUUGGGAAGGUGUGGAUUCAAGGAAGACAUCAGCAGCUUGGAAAGGUGUGGAUUCGAGGAGGAGCGAGGCCGCAGAUGAAUAUGAGUUGAAAAGACCUUCUGUGAUGCCCAGCAGAGAGCCUGUCAAGAUUAUCAAGACUCAGGAAGGUGAUGUGAUUGACUGCGUUCACAUAUAUGCUCAACCGGCCUUUGAUCAUCCCUUGCUCAAGGAUCAUGUCAUCAAGACAAGACCAAGAGGGAUUGAGACGAAGCCACGGGUGGGGGGCCGUCCCCAUUCUCAUGGUGCAGAUUUUAAAGAGGAUGAGCAAGAGUGCCCUCAGGGGACCAUCCCCAUCCUUCGCCUCCCAAAGCGUCACGCCUUCAACCAUACUUCUUACCCGAAAACUCUCACAGCACCUUCCAACUCCCAAGAUUAUCGGGAGUUUGCGGUGGUGAGAGGAAAUUAUGUGCAUGGGUAUGGGCUUUUUGGUGUUUCCGGGUACCUCAACGUCUGGAACCCUCCAACCGAGAUGAAUGAGUAUAGCGCCAGCAGGAUAAUCGUCCUCAGCGGUACCUCAGACGGCCAGCUUUAUGAAGAUCAUAUCCUUGCAGGAUGGAUUGUAUUCCCCUCCAGGUUUUCCGAUACGCAGACUAGGUUUUACACCCAUUGGCAGGGAAAUGGUGCUGGUUGCUUCGACUUUGAUUGCCCAGGGUUUAUGCAAGUGAGUCCCAAGCAUAUCCUUGGAAAAUUGCUCUCAGUCUCUACCUAUCAAGGAGACCAAGCUCAGCUUCUGGUUCGUAUCUUCAAGGCUCAGGAGGAUGGAAAUUGGUGGCUACAAGUUGAAGAUACGAUGAUAGGAUACUGGCCGAGCUCACUGUUCCCUUACUUGAGCUGGUGGGCUAACAACACAGAGUGGGGAGGCGAGAUCCUGAACACAUGGCCGGGAGGAUCUCGAUCCAAAACCCUGAUGGGCAGUGGCCACCCUUGGAUUGAAGAGUAUGGACGGGCUGCCUAUAUAUCAAGCAUGAACUACGUUAAUGGUGAUAACCAUCUCAAGGAUCCAACCUUUGUUACCUCUUUCGUUACCAAUGCCGACUAUAAUGAACUGGGCAAUUAUGAAGACAAGGAUUCAAUGGGCCAUCACAUAUACUUUGGAGGCCCUUAA